This is a messenger RNA of Pangasianodon hypophthalmus (striped catfish), 4802 nucleotides long. It is a transcript of the gene letm2, whose product is annotated as leucine zipper-EF-hand containing transmembrane protein 2. The transcript is spliced from 11 exons. Gene Ontology annotation, cellular component: mitochondrial inner membrane. Gene Ontology annotation, molecular function: ribosome binding. The record is from RefSeq and is a predicted model, not a curated record. Gene Ontology annotation, biological process: intracellular monoatomic cation homeostasis. Bases 390 to 1796 code for a protein of 468 amino acids. Lineage: Eukaryota; Metazoa; Chordata; Actinopteri; Siluriformes; Pangasiidae.
UCAAUCAAGGCUCUUCCCUCAUCCGGGCUUCCCAGCUGCUGCCAUCGAUUCAGUAGGGAGACUGAGGAGAGAAGCUGGCCUAGCUCGUUAGGUCGGUUAGCCAACGUAACAUCUGAUUUACUAACAACACCGCUGUAUUUAACAAAAUAGGCGACUGAAGUACCACUGGAGGAGUAACAGCUUAUCGUGAAUGGCUCAUAUCGUUUUUAGAAGAAUAGUUUUUGCUGCUGCACCGUGGACACCGAAGAAGAAAUUUGACCCUCAUAACGUUAUCGCUUGUAGCCAAACUCCAUUUUCCUCUCAGCCGAGUCAAAUGAUUUCCGUCUAACAACGAAGACUUUUAGGACACUCAGAGUUUCAAACAGGGCGGCGUGCGGUGUGACCUCAUCAUGGCCGUGUUCAGCUCCCAGGUGCUGCUCGCAGUCACGAGAUCAAGGGGAUCGUACUUGCUUUCCAAACGGCAUGGCUGUUCCCCUCUCUCCUCUUCCUGUAUACGUUAUCACAUAGCCACGUUGGAGCUCUCGUCCCGCAGUGCUCCCAGACCGCUCUACCUUCACAUCUCCCGCACCACCCACCCACAGACCUUCUACGCCCCCGCUCGGACUCUACACUCCUCCUGCACCUGGCUCCAGGAAGUGAAGAACACCCCCGCUGAAGGUGAACAGGCGAAGGGGGAAGUCGUUCCCGAGCCCACCAAAGCUGUUGCUCGUAAAUCUCUGGGUCAGAGAGUGCUGGACGAGCUGAAGCAUUACUACCACGGCUUCAGGCUGCUGGGAAUCGAUACGAAGAUCGCCGGACGCAUGGUGUGGAGGCUGCUGCAUGGACAACAGCUCACCCGCAGGGAGAGGAGGCGGCUGAUGAGGACGUGUGCAGACUUGUUCCGUCUUGUCCCUUUCAUGGUGUUCAUCAUUGUCCCCUUCAUGGAGUUCCUGCUUCCUGUCUUCCUAAAGCUCUUCCCUGAAAUGCUUCCCUCCACUUUCGAGACAGAGUCCAAGAAGGAGGAGAAGCAGAAGAAGGGACUCGCGGCCAAGCUGGAGCUGGCUAAGUUUCUGCAGGAAACGAUUGCUGAGAUGGCCCGCAGAAACAAAGCGGCCGUGGGAGGAGAUGAGACGCAGAAGUUCUCCACUUACGUACAGCAGGUGAGACACACGGGUGAGCAGCCAAGCACGAAAGACAUUGUGAAAUUCUCCAAGCUUUUCGAGGAUGAACUGACGCUCGAGCAUUUGGAGCGCCCCCAGCUGGUGGCUCUGUGUAAACUGCUGGAGCUGCAGCCCAUCGGCACCAACAACCUGCUGCGCUUUCAGCUCAUGAUGCAGCUGCGCACCAUCAAAGCUGACGACGAGAUGAUCUCUAAGGAAGGCGUCUCAGCGAUGACUGUAGCGGAGCUUCAGGCUGCAUGUAGGAGUCGAGGGAUGAGAUCUCUCGGUCUCUCCACAGAUCAGCUACGACAACAACUCCAACAGUGGCUGGAUCUGCACUUGAAGGAAAAUGUUCCUCCAUCUUUGCUGCUUCUUUCCAGAGCCAUGUAUCUGACGGACCUCAAACCUAAACCUCCUGUUAUUCCUCCCGUUCCCAAACUGGAGAAAUCUCCUGCUGAGAGUGAAGCUACAGCAAAGUCCCAUUCCUCUUCUGUGGAAAUGCUGAUUGACUCCGCCCCCGUCCUCAAGGACAGGAAGGCGGAGGAAUUGGCGGAGAAACAACGUGAUUUGGACAUGCCAUCACCAGAGGCUCAGUUAAUUCAUGCUAAAGGUGCAGAAAUGGCGCAGAAGUCCAAGAUGAGUGCUAACGGACUUUGAGAGGCUUCUCCAGGAAAAUUCUCAUUGUACUCUUCCUCUUCCUCAUCUGCCACGCCAGCCACGAGGGCACACACUCACUUGCUGUCACGCUCGCACAAAAACACACACACUCCAGAAUCUCAGUGAUGGACUCCGAAGCGUCCGUGUUUUCCUUCUCCUGUGCGCCGUGGCCUAUUUUUCUUUUUUCCCCAUUUACAAAAAAUAGAGAAAUAGAACUUGAGCCGAGGUGAGAGUCAGAAAGAGGUGCUUAUGAACCUCCAGCUAGAGAAUAAUUUCCGUUCUUAUCAUGUACAUUUGUAAAUAAACUGUAAAAUAUUACUGGCACAUUAUUAAUAAUGAUAUUAUUAUGAAGACACGCUCCUCUUUUGGACACGUGGCUGUGCCAUAUUUAACCUAUGAAACUGAGAAUCAGUCAUGCUGUUUAUUUUUAUUUUGCAUGCCGGAGUGCAGGCAGGACGUGUUUCAUUUCCUUUAUGGAGGGAAUGUCAAGCUGACUCAAGUUGUAUCGAAUGUUCAGGCAUUGUAGGAUGAAAUAAGCCAGCUUUCAGUCAUGCACUCGACAUCUCAGACCCGUUUGUGUGUUUGCAUAAAUUAGUGCGAACAUAAAGGAUUUAUUUUUUUGUAACAGAAACUAAGCAGCUGCCUUUUUCACUAUGUAAAGUCCAAACAGUGUUUGUAUUUUAACUGAAGUAUAUAAAUUAAUAUGGAUGUAAAAAUUUGUAGACACUUUAAAGCCCUAAUCAGGAGUCCUGCGAGAAGAAAUGUAGCAAUUUGUUCUGUUGUUUGGGUAAAUUGUAAAUGUGCUUUAUCCCCGAGGUUUGAAAACACUUUAUAUAUUUGUUGCAACACCAAAUUAGCUGAGCAGUCAGUGCUCUAGUGGAGCCAUAUCGCUCUGGUUAUAGUUUUUGUUCUCAAAUAAAGAAAAAUACUUUUAAACCUACAACAAAAAUUGAAUCUUUCUAGCACAAUAAAACAGCACCAGUUCAGAAUAGCUAUAUGCAAUCUAUAUAUUUUUGGCAUUUGUUAAAAUAUUUAUGGUAUGGAAAAAAUGUAAAUUGUAAAAAAGAAAGAAAACAACCAUAGAAAUACUGAAUAACUUGCUUUUUUUUCCAUCAUGAUUUUAGAAUUAUGUUGUAGGUGUAGAAGCAUUUUUAGAUUUUGAAAUCAAAAACUAAAUAAUGUAGGCCAAGCUAGCUAACUAUCAAGUUGCUUUUGAUGAUUUGUUUUAGAUAUUAGUCUGUAUGAUUUAAGGCCUUCAGUGAUGCAUUAGAGCUGGAGUUCUCAGACAUUUAGCUUUCAGGGACCCCUUUAAAACUGUUAAACAAAUUUCAUUCCCUAGAACAGAUUCAUUUUAAGAACAUAAUACUACAUUGAUGAUUUAAACAUGUAUGUUAAUAUUUUUUUAUUGGCAAUCCCACAUUGGUUAUAACCUACAAACCUUCUUUAAAUUUGUUAGCAUGUUAGCACAUCUCAUCUUUCACCAUUUUACCUCCUGAUAAAUAUUUGGACAUGUUUAGUUUUACCAGUUAUGUGCUGUGUCUGAAAUCGCUCCCUCACUCACUUAUUCACUAUUUACUAUAUAGAACACUAUGUUGGGCAUUAUGGGUAAUAUCGUAGUGCACUAUCCAGGGAAUAUAAUUUGUUGACUAAGAAUUUGCUUUUUUUUUUAAGGGAAAAAAAAAAAAAAAAAAAAAGGACUCGAAUAUAGUUGCACUAUAUGGUAAAUAUGUAUGGUGAGAAACAAAUUAAGCCACGGCCCCGGGUGUUAACUAGCUCCUGCUCUCCCGCUGGCUAAAAUUUAUUAGGCUUAAACCUGCAGAUAAAAUAAAACUGGAAAGAAAAAAAAAAAAUGGAAUUAUUACGCCUUUCUGCUCUCUACUGUGGUGUGUGUUUUAACAUGAAAUUCAAGAACUAGCUAGAGAUGAUGGUGAAACCCCGUGAUGUGGAUGUUACCAUUCUUUGAUUCCUCAUUGGGGCUUUAAAGAAAGACAUGUUACUAUUACUGGAGAAAUAUGUAGAGUACUGUUCAUGAACACCCUGCUCCCUGUCUGAUAAAGUAACGCCACUUAGGAUGGCCAAGAGGACUAAAUGAGAUGAGGGCUUGUUAGACACAGGAUUAAAACACAGCCUUGGUUUCUGAUUUUUGUCUUUAAUUUAAAGUUUGUUUUGUUCACUGAAAAACCAAAACCACAUUUCCAAAGCAAAGUGCUUUGAUGGCUUCUCAGUCUACAAGGUUAAAAUUCCCAGAGAAUGUGGUGUAUGAUAGCAAAUGAGUGUGUUAUCACAUGUCUAGAUCACUGAGACUGUGCUGGAUGUUUAAUAAAACGUUCCAGCUGUAUCUGCUGAUUGGUCCUGGUGGGCGUGGCCUAACAUACUAACUGGACUGUCUGCAACUCUCAGUGUACCAUGUCUAGUUUUUAAAAAAAAGUGUGCAGGCGUAGUGAGUGACAUCAGAUGUGUAUGGUGAGGUGGAAUGUAUACAAGGUAUGUCUGAUAUUAGCCCCGCCCACUUUCCAAUGAAAGGGUGCGAAACUAUAUAGAAAUUGGAGUGUCUGGACAUUUAAACUUGCAUCAUGCAAUAGAAACCAUUCAGAAUCAGAUUGACGGAUCUAUUUUUUUAACUGUUACACUGAAUUGAUAAGGAUUAUUUUUUUAACAUCACCUGUCAUUUUGAGUCGGACCUUUUAAAACCUCAUGCGUUUUCAUUUGGUGCAGUUUAAAACUCCAUGCCUUUCCUUUGCCAGUGUUCUUUUGUAUUUAAUAUUACUGUUUUAAUGUUUUAAACACCUCGUCAACUUCCCCACAUGAAUUGUGCAUCUCGUGUGUCCUACGAGUGCAGUGUGUAACACAAGGUAGAUUUUUCAGUCUGGUUGCCUUAUCAGCAUGCUAACUAACUAGCAGAUUAAUCCACAGAUAGUGAUGCAGAUUUCCACCAAGGGGAAGACGGCUGCGGUGUUGAAGUGUUGAAAGACAGAUGGGAAAAUAAAGCAGCAUUUAACAGUGUAA